GUCUGGCUGCAGAGAGUCAGUCAGACAGAAAAGAGUCGAGCGAGUGCACGAGCAGCAAGUGAGGGUGCGCGCUCGAACGGGAAUAUCGCCACCGCCGGCAUUUCAAUAACUUCGGGAGUAACGCGCGUUACGCACUCCGGGAUUGCAUUGAUUUCUUCUUCAUGCUCAUCGUUUGACCUGGGGAGAGGAAAAGCGCUGCGGUGGGGCUUCGAAACCGGCUCGAGAUCCCACCCUCUCUCCGUAAGUUUUCCCCUCUUUGUUUGGAGACCAUCCCAAGAUGCCCAGCUCGGUGUUCGCGGACAUGGAGCGCAACAGCGGCGGCCAGGGGGACGCCCUGGACGACCAGAGAGCCCUGCAGAUCGCGCUGGACCAGCUCUCGUCACUCGGACUGGAUAACGAUGAAAAUUUCUUGUACGACAACGAGCCAAGGAAAAAGAGCGUCAACAUGACCGAAUGCGUCCCCGUUCCCAGCUCCGAGCACGUUGCGGAGAUCGUAGGGAGGCAAGGUUGCAAAAUUAAAGCCCUGCGAGCAAAGACCAAUACUUAUAUCAAAACUCCGGUGCGGGGAGAGGAGCCGGUCUUUGUUGUAACAGGCAGGCGGGAGGACGUAGCCAUGGCUAGAAGGGAGAUCAUCUCUGCAGCUGAGCACUUCUCCAUGAUUAGAGCGUCGCGGAACAAAAACAGCAGUCUGAAUGGGACCGCCACCGUACCCGGUCCGCCCAAUCUGCCCGGGCAGACCACCAUUCAGGUGCGGGUUCCAUAUCGGGUGGUGGGGCUGGUGGUGGGACCCAAGGGGGCCACCAUCAAGCGCAUCCAGCAGCAGACACACACCUACAUCGUCACGCCCAGCCGGGACAAAGAGCCUGUGUUUGAAGUGACGGGCAUGCCAGAGAACGUGGACCGGGCCAGGGAGGAGAUCGAAGCACACAUCGCCAUGCGCACGGGCGGCCUGAUCGAAUUCACGGACGAGAACGACUUCCACGCCAACGGCACGGAUGUGGGUUUCGACCUGCACGGGAACGUCAGUCUGUGGAGCAAGCCCAACUCCAGCGCUACACCCACCUCGGGUCGCAAGCCUUUCUCCAACUACCGCAACGACAGCUCAAGUUCUCUGGGGAGUGCCUCUACCGACUCCUACUUUGGCAACAACAGCAGCCCCCGGCUGGCCGAUUACAGCCCCCCAAGCCCCACCCUCAGCUACACUGCCUCCAGCAAUGGCAACAACAACAAUAAUAAUAUUAACGCUAACGGCAACGGGUUCGUCUAUGGCAGUGAGGCCAUCUCGCCCGAUUGCGCUGAUCUGCCCUUCGAGUCCUCGCCGGGAUUCGACACCUCCCCCACGCCGCCGGGCCUGAUGUGGUCACAGUACGAGCGUGGCUCCGCCACCACGUCUGCCAUUUUCUCUGCCAAUGCUUCCACCAAUGCCAACGGGCUGAUGGCCAGUCAGCGGAGGGCCAACGGCACCAGGUUGUCUCCACCACUGCACCAAGCCAACAGCGUCUCUGAGCAUCCGCUGGCGCGCCGGGUGCGCAGCGAUCCGGGCGGGGGCACCCUCAGCUUCCCUGGCUACUCCCCGACCGGGCUGUCCAACGGCAUCGCGGCCCUCUCGGGAUCCCACCACCGGGGUGUGCCCUCUGACUCCUCCAUCUCCUCAUCCUCUUCGUCAUCCUCUUCCUCCUCCUCCGGGACGAGCCGCAAAGGCAGCCGGGACUGCUCAGUGUGUUUCGAAAGCGAGGUGAUCGCAGCCCUGGUGCCCUGCGGCCACAACCUGUUCUGCAUGGAGUGUGCCAACCGCAUCUGCGAGAGGAACGAGCCCAAAUGCCCCAUCUGCCAUGCUGCAGUUACUCAGGCUAUACGUAUAUUUUCUUAAAAUGGACACGCCCCCCCCCCCCUCCUCGAUUACGAUAGUGACGGAGCAAGCAAGUCCUCUCAUGGCUUUAUGAAACUCUUAUAAAGUGUGUUAUUGUACGUGUAUAUACUUAUGUAUCUAGAGCUGCGGUAUCCAAAAAGGGAGAGCCCAUACCGGGCUAUGUACUGUAGCUCGGGACAAAUAUUUUGAACAUCUAAUGCAUGUUUUAAAUAUUCAAGCCUAGUAUUCAAUAGUUUUAGGAAAACGUACACAUGAAGUUAAGGACAGCGGUGUCGCCCGGGGUACCCCGGUCGACUGGUAGUAAAAACAAGCCUUUUGAUGGAAUGUAGUGGUAGCAGACCCUGAGGUUCUCAAAUCUCUUCUGUCAGGAACAAAGACCACAGCUUACGAUCAAACGUAUGGGAAGGAGAGAACGAAAACAUAUCCUACACGUAUAUGUAUAGAUAAACCGACGAGAAAUUCCACACAAGUUUUAAAUAUUCAUGACUCAUUAAUACAGAUUGAAGUAUUUUAUUCUUUUUUGACUUGAAAGAUUAUAUUUCGUAUUGCAAAGAUGUUUACAGAUAUUUUAAUUUAAGUUCAGUGAACUUUUUUGUAGCUGGGUUCAAAUAUCUUUUUAUUUUUUAGUAUGGCCUUACGGCAACGAACACUGUAUUGUUUUAAUAUCGACGAUUGAAACGUGGAUGGCAGGCAACUCAGACCACCAACCGUGUAUUUGCAUUUGAACAGUAUUCUGUUGGGAUGGAGGACUUCUAGGUUCAGCAAAAAAAUGAACGAAAACCCACCGUCUUUCGAAUCCGUUUCACCCAGCAUAUUUUCUAUUCAGUAAUAUAAAGCAUAUUUUAUUCUAUAUUAUUACGAAAUGUCGAAAUGUAUAAAUCUUAGUACGUUGGGACAAAAAGGAACCGUUUAAGCUUUCUAAAAAUUUGUAUGAAUUAGAUUCCAGUGGGUACCACAGAGUUCUGUUGCGCCACUAUACGUUUAGGAUUUCUAUUUUAAUACAUUUGUUUACCACUUGUUUAUGUAUAUGUAGGUGAAGUUACUUGAGCGUAUAUGUACUUUAUUGAGCAAAGUUUAAAAUCAAAGUAUAUUUUAUUUUAUGAUAAAAGGCCUUUAACCUCAUGGUCAAAUACUAAUAUUAUAUUUGCUGAAACAAGAUUUGAAAUGUAUCAAGAGUUUUAUUUUUCUGACAUUUAAAGUUCUACAUGAUAAAGUAAAACUUAAGUAAUGGUGCUACUUCAU
Triplophysa dalaica is the source of this 3112-nucleotide messenger RNA. RefSeq names its product mex-3 RNA binding family member B (gene mex3b). The transcript has 2 exons. Gene Ontology annotation, molecular function: RNA binding. The record is from RefSeq and is a predicted model, not a curated record. Lineage: Eukaryota; Metazoa; Chordata; Actinopteri; Cypriniformes; Nemacheilidae. The coding region runs from base 278 to 1870 and encodes 530 amino acids.